Molecule: messenger RNA, 1620 nt
Organism: Prunus persica (peach)
Lineage: Eukaryota; Viridiplantae; Streptophyta; Magnoliopsida; Rosales; Rosaceae
Exons: 1
Coding region: 1-1620 (539 amino acids)
Molecular function (GO): RNA-DNA hybrid ribonuclease activity; nucleic acid binding
Source: RefSeq, a predicted model, not a curated record
AUGUUCGGCGUGCUGAAGGAUUAUCGGAUGAGGCUGAACCCAACGAAGUGCGCCUUCGGUGUAUCUUCCGGAAAAUUCCUCGGAUUCAUGAUUAGUGAGAGGGGUAUCGAAGCGAACCCCGAAAAAAUAAAAGCAAUCAUCGAUAUGGAGAGGCCGAAAACGGCGAAGGACAUUCAAAGCCUUACCGGACGCGUGGCAGCCUUGACUCGUUUCAUAUCCAAGGCCACCGACAAGUGUGUUCCGUUCUUUAAAGCCUUGAAAGGGGGCAAACGGGAUAUCAACUGGACUGCCGAGUGUGAUAAAGCGUUUCAAGACUUAAAGGACUACAUGGGCAGAGCACCCCUCCUGUCAAAACCACUACCUGGGGAAAUUCUCUAUCUAUACCUUUCGGUAUCUGGCACUGCUGUCAGUUCGGUAUUGGUCCGAAAGCCAGAGAGGGCAGAGCUACUAAUUUUCUAUGCCAGCAAAGCACUCCAAAGCGCUGAACUUCGGUAUCCCCCAUUAGAGCAGCUUGCACUAGCCCUGGUAGUCUCGGCACGAAGACUUCGGCCAUAUUUCCAAGCACACGGGAUCAAAGUUCUGACCAACCAACCGCUUCGGCAGGUGCUCCAAAACCCAGAGACUUCUGGCCGAUUGAUCAAGUGGGCAAUCGAACUCGGAGAGUUCGAUAUACAAUUCGUGCCAAGACCCGCCGAAAAGGGUCAAGCCGUUGCCGAUUUCAUCUCCGAACUCACCCCAUCAACGGCACAGCCGACAGCCGAGCUGGUUACCGAAACCGGAACGCCAAUGGAAGUAGACGCCAAACGGCUCGACACCUCAAGGCCCGUAUGGGUUCUGCAUGUCGAUGGCUCGGCAAACCAACAAGGAUGCGGAGCAGGCCUGGUACUGACAACACCAGAGGGACUCAAGAUCGAGUACGCCCUUCGAUUCAACUUCCGAACCUCCAACAAUGAAGCCGAAUAUGAGGCUCUCUUGGCCGGCCUUCGGUUAGCCAAGAGCAUGAACGCAAAACAAAUCAGGAUUCACAGCGACUCCCAGCUCAUUGUGAACCAGGUAACGGCAGACUUCGUGGCCAGAGACACCUCCAUGAACGCCUACCUUUCAUCCACCCACCAGCUGCUCCAAAACUUCCAAGCCUACGAGAUCAGGCAGAUCCCCAGAAGCGAAAACAGCCAUGCCGAUGCAUUGGCACGCCUAGCCUCGGCAAUAAACGAUAAAAUCGGAAGAAAGGUACCGGUGGAAAUUCUUGCCCAACCGAGCACGGUAGCCUCCGAAACAUUUACCGUACGGUACGAGGAUACAUGGAUGUCUCCUAUCUACUCGUACCUGACCAACGACACCCUUCCAGAUGACAAAGCCCAGGCCCGAAAGCUUAGGUACCGAUCGGCAAGGUACACCGUCAUCAACGACGUCCUUUACAAACGUGGCUACACAACUCCAUAUCUCAAGUGCCUUACGGCAGAACAGGGGGACUACGUCCUUCGGGAGAUCCAUAACGGUGUGUGCGGCGACCAUUCCGGAUCCCGAUCACUCGCCCACAAAACCUUUCGGCAGGGGUACUUUUGGCCGACCAUGCACCAGGACGCUAUCUCGCUGGUGAAAAAGUGUGAUAAAUGCUAG